Molecule: messenger RNA, 1737 nt
Organism: Encephalitozoon hellem ATCC 50504
Lineage: Eukaryota; Fungi; Microsporidia; Unikaryonidae
Product: putative mitochondrial ABC transporter
Exons: 1
Coding region: 1-1737 (578 amino acids)
Biological process (GO): transmembrane transport
Cellular component (GO): membrane
Molecular function (GO): ABC-type transporter activity; ATP binding; ATP hydrolysis activity
Source: RefSeq, a predicted model, not a curated record
AUGGGUAGUAAGAAGAAGGCGAGCGAGCUUCAGACUCUGAGCAUCAUUGUUAGGAAGUAUAUUCUUGGGAUUCCGCAGAUCCGGGUCGUCGUGCUCCCAGUUCUUCUGAGCAUCUUUGCAGGAAAGUAUUUUGAAGUCAAGGUGGCGAGUUGCAUAAGCCAUAUCUCUGAUGGCCUUGACUCAGCAGAGAUGCCCCGUGGCAGGAUAGCCAUGUUCCUCGCGGUCUCUCUCAUGGGGAUAAUGUUUACGGAACUCCAAGGAUAUGUGUUUGUCGGUGCGAUCCAGUAUGUUUAUAGAUACACCCUGAGGACCACAUUUGAGUACUUUAUUCGGAUGGAGACAGAACCAUUUGAGUCUUACGGCCUAGGAACAAUCCAGAGCAUCAUAACCAGAAAGAGCAAGGCAAUCAGUGACUUUGUGGAAGUUUCUGUUCAGAAUCUAUUUCCGGUGGUAGCCUCGAUUGGAUUUGUAGGGCUCGAGGUGUAUCUGAAGCUCGGGGCAUUGGCCUCUGCCAUUGUUGUCUUUGCAGUGAGUGUUUAUGGAUUCACGACGAUAUCCAUAGCUCUCAGAAGAAACAGGAUUAGGGCAGCGCUGAACAAUGCAGAGAAUACGGCAUCAAACAUUGUGUACGACGCGCUGAGCAACCACGAGUCUGUUGUUUCGUUCAACAACUACGAUAUUGAGGUGAAAAGAUAUGACGGAAAGCUGGUGGAGAUUGAAAGGUUUGGGACAAGCCUGUUCAGGGGGCUGUACAUCCUGAAUAUGGUUCAAAAGCUCAUCUUUGCGCUCAUGAGCUCAUCAGUGAUUGCGCUUGGGGUGUAUGGGAUGCUUUCCAGUAAGAUGGAUGGGAAGACAUUGAUCUUCUAUGCAACGACAAGCAGGAUUCUUCUUAUGAAUCUGAACAACCUUGGAUACACAUACUGUAGGUUUACGGAGGCCAUGCUGAAUGCCAGGGAGGUUCUGUCUGAGGACUAUGAUGUAAGGACGAGUGAAAGCCAGUCUAUAGUAAGGUUUAGGAGGAACAUCACGUUCGACAAUAUCCACCUGUAUUAUGGAGACAAAAAGAUACUCAACGGGGUGAAUCUCAAGGUCGAGAGGGGAGACAAGAUGGCGAUUGUAGGGUCCAACGGAUCUGGGAAGUCGACCAUUCUGAAAACCUUCCUGAAGUUCUGCAGCUACCAAGGAACCAUAUCUAUUGACGGGAUAAACAUCAAGGCAAUAGGAAAUGGGUCUUUCAGAAAGAUCAUAGGAUAUGUGCCUCAGAACUCUUCUUUGUUUAACGAGACUGUAAUGUACAACAUCAAGUACGGGUGCCCCGAUGUGUCUGAUUAUGCUGUUGUUGAGCUUGCAAAAAGAUUCAAUAUCCACGACAGCAUAAUGAGGCUUGAGAGAGGAUAUUUUACGAAUGUUGGGGAGUCUGGAAGGCAUAUAAGCGGGGGAGAGAGGCAGAAGAUUAUCAUACUAAGAGCCUUGCUGAGAAGGCCAGAGAUUCUCAUAAUGGAUGAGCCUACCUCUAAUCUUGACAAGGAGGCAGAGAUAGACAUCAUAAAGAACAUCAUAGAUUUCGAGGGGUCGCUGACUGUCAUGGCGAUAGUGCACAAUCUCGAUCUUCUUCCACUAUUUGAUAAGGUUUGCUUUGUUGACAAGGGCGUAAUCAGGAUGAUAAGCCAAAUAAGCGAGGGUUCAGAGUCCAUAGUGGAAGGACUAAGAAACCAUGGUGUGCUAGGGAGCAAAUAA